AAGUAGUGACAGCACAAGGAACCUGCCUUAUUUUGCAAAGCUUUUGUAUGGGCGGCUGUGGGAAGGUUUUGCAAUCGCCAUAAGAAGGAAAUCCAAGGUUUAAAAAAAAAAAACAUGUGGUGAAGUGCUCCACUUCUCAGAGUAGGCAGAGCUUUUGCCGUGACGUUGUGCUGGCUCCAAGCCUGGAAGCCCUCGGGCACGGGAAAGAAACAGCCUGACAUUGCACUGACACAAAAGUCAGAUGUUUCACAAAGUUAAUCAUCAGCAACAUACAAAUCAAUAAAGAAUGUAUUUGCUUUAGAAAACUCUGUCUUUCAACUCCUAUCCUAUAAAGAUUGGGGAAGACCUACAUAUCAGACCUGGAGGAGGAAAACCAUGGACAGGCCAAUCUCUGCUGGCCAACUUAAAGAAAAGUCACUCUUCCAGGACAGUGAUGGCAGCAUGGUCCCUGUCAAAACCCCGUGCCAUAAUUGUUCAAAGCUAAAGAUAUUUCUUGGAGCUCUAGCUUUUUCCUUUUUUGCCAAAGGAUUUUCUGGAAGCUACAUGAAGAGCAUGUCCAGUCAAAUUGAAAGGAGAUUUGAAAUCUCAUCUUCAAUUGUUGGAAUUAUCGAUGGCAGCUUUGAGAUAGGUAACUUAAUGGUGAUGGUGUUGGUGAGCUAUCUUGGACCAAGAGUUCAUCGACCAAAAAUUAUUGCUGUUGGGUGUCUCGUCAUGUCCUUAGGAGCAUUUUUGUCAGUGAUGCCUCAGUUCCUAAUGGGACGUUACAAUUAUGAAAGGAUAACUGUUAGCGUGGACAACUCCACCACGAGUGUAUCAGCUUGUUCCCCAGCAUCCUCUGAGGGCCGUCCAGUCACAGAUGCUAUGGAAACACCCAGCACAAUGGAAAAUGUUGAAUGUGAGAAAACAACAAAUUCCUACCUAUGGCUCUUUGUGUUGAUGGGGAACCUUUUACGUGGAAUUGGGGAAGCACCAAUUAUGCCAUUGGGAGUUUCAUAUCUUGAUGAUUUUUCUAAGGAAGAAAACUCAGCGUUUUACAUAGGCCUGGUGAGAUCCUCGGGCAUGUUCGGGCCGACCCUGGGUUUCCUGCUUGGCUCUUUCUGUGCCGGCCUCUGGGUUGACAUCGGCAUUGUGGAUACUGAUGCCAUCAGCAUAAAUCCUAAGGAUACCCGUUGGGUUGGUGCCUGGUGGCUUGGAUUGCUUAUCUGUGGAUCAGUCAACUUCAUUGCUUCACUGCCUUUCUGGUUUUUACCUUACUCUGUACCAAAAGAAGGAGAGAAUCAAAACCAGAAGAUUAGUCAUUUAUCUGUCCAAGGAGAUCACUGUAAAAUAGACCCCCCAGCUCACCCACAGUUAAAGUUCUCAGAGGCAGUAAAAGAUUUCUUGCCAGCUCUGAGGAAACUGUUUGGGAAUUCAAUUUUCCUGGUGUACAUCUUCCUUACUAUUCUGCAGUACAAUGCUCUUGUUGGGAUUAUAACCUACGAGACAAAGUUUAUGGAGCAACAAUUUAAUGUGUCUGUGGCAAGAGCCAUCUUUCUAAUUGGUGUGAUACUUUUACCCAUCACAAUCCUGGGGAUGUUUCUAGGGGGCUUUCUGAUCAAGAAAUUCAAGCUUCACAUAACAGAAAUGGCGAAGUUCUCCUGCAUCACCUUUGUAGCGGCGUAUUUGUUAAACCUCCUGUACUUCACGUGCAGCUGUGAGGUGCUCCAGGUGGCCGGUUUGACAACCCCCUACUCUGGAACAGAGCAUCUUUCCUCCACCAAGAACAUCUACAUGGCCAGUUGCAAUGCUGACUGCAGCUGCAACCUGGAUCAGUGGGACCCUGUAUGUGGGGAUGAUGGGAUCACAUACAUGACAGCCUGCUUUGCAGGAUGUAAAUCAUCAAUUGGGACAGGAAAGAAUAUGGUGUUUCACAAUUGCAGCUGUGUGGAAGGACAAGGGCACGGGCUUGGCAAUUCCUCUGCAGUUUUGGGACAAUGCCAAAGAGAAAGCUGUACCAAAGCCUUUCCCUAUUUUUUAGCAUUACAGACUGCAUGUGCAUUUAUGUUAGCCUUAGGAGGCACUCCUACAUACAUGAUUAUGUUUAGAUCUGUUUCACCAGACCUGAAAUCCUUUGCUGUUGGGAUUGAAACUUUGGGUGGUAGAGUACUAGGAGGACUCCCAGCCCCUAUUUAUUUUGGUGCCUUGAUAGAUGAGACCUGCUUGAAAUGGGGGACAAAAAGCUGUGGGGGAUCUGGAUCUUGCCGGGUAUACGACACAAAAGAAUUCAGAAAUGUCUAUCUUGGCCUCAUUGCAGGACUACGGGCAGGAUGCUGUGUCUUGUACAUAGUGCUCUCUGUUUUAAUAAUGAAGCGCUUCAAACCAGAAGGCAAAGAGGUGACAGAUAUUAAAAAUACAGAGAGAUCAACCAGCAAAGAACUAGAUACUGCCAAUAAAAAAGACAUUCUUCCUGGUGCAAGAACCUCAGAGGAGAGUGAGGAAACUUAUAUGUAAAAAAGAAACAAGAUCUUUUCUCCCUAUGCUUCAUAAGGACAAAAGGAGUCUGACUACUGACUUGAACAGCUAGUUUACAUUUUGGGAGUGCAAAAAAUAUCUUUGAAACAUUGACUUUUUAUUUGCUUUACCCUGUCCUCUUCCUUUCCUCAUCUGAAGCAAAAAUAAGGGGAAAAAAUGUUCAAAAUUUUGGUGAACUCUCUCAUCCUCUUGCUCUCAUCCCUUUCUAGACCAACAGUAAGACAAGUCAAAAUUUUGCAAGUGUCAUAAAUUUGAUUAUGAUUGAAAAAUUAGAAAGAAGAAAUCCACAAUAAGCUCUUUUGACAUUUUUCACUGACUUCCUCUGUAGUCCUACAGCUCUAAAUGGCCAAUAAAAUCUCCCUUGCCCGGUUGCUUUGACAGCCUUUGCUGUGGGGUUUGUGACCAGAGCUCGUUGUUCCAGGCUGGAUACCAUGUCCCACAGUCAGGUGGGAGUCCCAAGGCUGUCACUGAGCAUCCUCUGAACUCAAAUUACUCAACAGCUCCAGGGUUUGACAUGAAAAUGUUAAACAGUCAAAAAUGGGAAGCAAAUGAAGAAAGUGGUGAAUUAAUUUUGCAGCACAUCUCAGUAAUGGGUUUAAGCAAAAUUACUCUGAACUGAUGCAAUAAAGUGAUAGGUGUUUAAGUUUCUUCGAUUA
Messenger RNA from Chiroxiphia lanceolata (lance-tailed manakin), 3167 nucleotides. RefSeq names its product solute carrier organic anion transporter family member 1C1-like. Lineage: Eukaryota; Metazoa; Chordata; Aves; Passeriformes; Pipridae. The transcript has 16 exons. Gene Ontology annotation, cellular component: membrane. Gene Ontology annotation, molecular function: bile acid transmembrane transporter activity; protein binding. The record is from RefSeq and is a predicted model, not a curated record. The coding region runs from base 376 to 2490 and encodes 704 amino acids. Gene Ontology annotation, biological process: transmembrane transport; bile acid and bile salt transport; sodium-independent organic anion transport.